Molecule: messenger RNA, 965 nt
Organism: Lentinula edodes (shiitake mushroom)
Lineage: Eukaryota; Fungi; Basidiomycota; Agaricomycetes; Agaricales; Omphalotaceae
Exons: 6
Source: RefSeq, a predicted model, not a curated record
GAAGAUGGGCACACGAUGGUAAAAGAGCUCACUGCAUAUCUGUAUCGCGAAUCCCCCUUUGAUAUCCCUGUGAAGGAUGCAAGUAAGCGGCUUGAAUGGUGGAAUCACAUAUCAAAAGACAGUGGUGCUUGUCAGGUUUCGAAACUUGGUAUCAAACUUUUUAGUGUGUCACCAUCCGAGAUGUGCGAUGAGCGAGGCGCCUCCAAGUUGUCAGGCCUUGAUACUGCGAAGCGAAAUGGCUUGACUGGUCAGAACUUAAUUUGGAUGGCUCAGCUUCAACAAUAUUGGCGCCUUCCACUUCCAGCUCUGACUUUGAACGAUCUUCUGAACCCAGCCGGUCCAGAGAUAGACAAGGAAAACCUUAGCUUCAACAUAUCUGAUCCAUAUGGGGCUACAGCACUUGAAGAUGGGGAAAACGAAGACGACGAAGAGAUGGAUGAUACGGGUGUCAUUCCUAUCAUUACUCGAGCCAGCAUUGACUGCCUCAAAAUCAAGUCGCUUGUCAAUUUGUCCUGUGGCAAACUGCUUGAGUGCUACGAUCCGCCAUCGCAGAUGAAGAAUGUUCCGAAGGAGAAGCCAUCGAACACUCAAUCACAACAAGCAUCAAAAAAAUGGAGUGCGAAGGACUCCGAGUGGUCUCUUGACAGUGUCUCCACAAGGUGUCUAAGUGCGGAAGACGAAUGGGACAGUAGUGAAGUUAUUAACAACACCGCCGUUACGCUGUUAGUCCCCGGAGAUCAAGAGUAUAAGAGGGAGGAGCUAAGUAGCAGCCAAGUCAGAGCGGCGGUAUCGCCGGUGACGAGGAGCGGGCCAAAGAACUUAUAAGGUAGAUAUUUAGUUGUUCAAUACUUAUAAUACCUAUGAUACAAGAUAUAAUACGUGUAUUAUACGGUAUUAUACCUAGAAAAAAAAUCGCCUGCGGCGCUUACAUAAUACUGGUAUAAUACAUAUAAUACGAGUGAUAC